Messenger RNA from Vanderwaltozyma polyspora DSM 70294, 1110 nucleotides. RefSeq names its product glutamate--ammonia ligase (gene GLN1). The transcript has a single exon. Bases 1 to 1110 code for a protein of 369 amino acids. Gene Ontology annotation, cellular component: cytoplasm. The record is from RefSeq and is a predicted model, not a curated record. Gene Ontology annotation, molecular function: glutamine synthetase activity. NCBI's taxonomy places the organism in Eukaryota, Fungi, Ascomycota, Saccharomycetes, Saccharomycetales, Saccharomycetaceae.
AUGACUGACGGUAUCGAAAAGACUCAAAUUUUACAAAAAUACUUAGAUCUAGACCAAAAGGGAAGAAUCAUCGCAGAAUACGUCUGGGUAGAUGGUACUGGUAACUUACGUUCUAAAGGUAGAACUUUAAAGACUAAAAUUACCUCGGUAGAUCAAUUGCCAGAAUGGAACUUUGACGGUUCUUCCACCAACCAAGCUCCUGGCCAUGAUUCAGAUGUUUACUUGAAACCAGUUGCUUUCUACCCUGAUCCAUUCAGAAGAGGUGACAACAUCGUCGUCUUGGCCGAAUGUUACAACAACGACGGUACUCCAAACAAGUUCAACCACAGACACGAAGCCGCUAAGUUAUUCAAAGCUCAUGACGGUGAAGAUAUCUGGUUCGGUCUAGAACAAGAAUACACUCUAUUCGACCGUUAUGACAAUGUCUACGGCUGGCCAAAGGGUGGUUUCCCAGCUCCACAAGGUCCAUACUACUGUGGUGUUGGUACUGGUAAAGUUCAUGCCAGAGAUGUCAUUGAAGCUCAUUACAGAGCCUGUUUGUACUCUGGUAUCGAAAUCACCGGUAUCAACGCUGAAGUCAUGCCUUCUCAAUGGGAAUUCCAAGUUGGUCCAUGUACUGGUAUCGAAAUGGGUGAUCAAUUAUGGAUGGCCAGAUACUUUUUGCAUAGAGUCGCUGAAGAAUUCGGCGUCAAGAUUUCUUUCCAUCCAAAGCCAUUGAAGGGUGACUGGAAUGGUGCUGGUUGUCACACCAACGUCUCCACUAGAAACAUGAGACUAGAAGGUGGUAUGAAGUACAUUGAAGAAGCUAUCGAAAGAUUAUCUAAGAGACAUGAUGAACACAUUAAAUUAUAUGGUGCUGAUAACGAACAAAGAUUAACUGGUAGACAUGAAACUGCCUCUAUGACUACAUUCUCAUCUGGUGUUGCUAACAGAGGUGCAUCUAUCAGAAUUCCAAGAUCUGUCGCCAAGGAAGGUUACGGUUACUUUGAAGAUCGUAGACCAGCUUCUAACAUUGACCCAUACUUGGUUACUGGUAUAAUAUGUGAAACUAUUUGUGGUGCCAUUGAAAACGCUGACAUGAGCAAAGAAUAUGAAAGAGAAUUGCAAUAG